AUGUGUUUAUCUUUGCAUGAAUGUAACAGAACAAUUAAUGGAACUGAGAUGAGCUUUACUUGUCCAUCGAUAGUUGGUAGUCAAGAGCUUAGAUUAUAUGAUUUAACUGUUGCUCAAUUGAAUAGUAUUACAUCAUUGAUAGUAACCGGUAAUGAAAAUAUUGUGGGCCCUUUUACACGUAUUCCUGCUAAUAUAUGUUUAUUAAGAAAUUUACAAAAAAUUGAUUUUUCGUAUAAUCAGAUUAUAGAAGCAGAUCCAACAGGAUCAUUAACUCAAUGUUUAACAAAAGUAGUUACACUUAAUCUUACCUCUAAUAAUAUUUCUAACUUUCCAUCGUUUAUGAUAUACAAUAUGCCAAGUUUAAAAAAUCUUUAUUUUCAAGAUAAUCUACUGACUGAAAUACCUGUGAAUGCUUUUACGGACGUAUCAUCAUUAGAAAUAAUCGAUUUUUCAUAUAAUAAUUUAACAACGUUUGAGCUGUGGGCUCUUGAAGUUAAAACAAAAGCAGAUUUUAGUUAUAAUCAAAUUUCUACUAUAACGAAUAAAUAUUUCUUUAAGAAAAUACUGAAUAGAACUAUAGAACAGGGUGUUUAUUUAAGUAACAAUAGUGCAGCAAUAAAUUUUACUGAUGCGGUUUAUGAGAUGUAUAAUCAAUGUGAAGAAGUUUAUCAAUGGUAUUUUAGUAAUAUGGACUUACCAAUGCAGCCGUGGUUUACCUGGAAAUUGGCUUAUAUUGACUUUGGUACCACACGAAUUAAUUGCAGUUGUGAUCAAGCCUAUUUUUUACGUGUAUUUAAAGAUAGUAGCUUUCUUGAAGGGCAAAUUUAUCCGAUACAAAAUGCAAUGUGUUCAAACAAUUCACUAGGUGUUAACGAUACAACUCUCUGGAAUUCGAGUUGUGCUUCACCUAUCUUUGAAACGAAUUCAACUGUCGACUUUUCACAAGUUUAUCCUAAAUUAUGUAAAAUUACGGAAGAUGAAGGUGGUGAACUAACAAACGUAACAGACAUUGGUCCACCAACAUUAAAUGCGUCUUUUUAUCCGAAUUAUACAACAGCAUCAUUGAACCCAGGAGCAUGUUACUUCUCGUUUUCAGACAGUACUUCAAUGAUGAUUAGAUGUACAAAUGACACAUCCAAUUCAGCAUCAAGAAUUCCUACAGAUUUAUUAUCAAGUCCUUACAUGUCCAAUAUAACUCAUAUUACAUUUUCUUCAUCUAUUUCAUCACUUCCCUCAUAUGUUUGUUCAUUACCAUCUGGUGAAAUUGAUUUAAGUUUUCAAGCAUUUACUACACUUAAUGAUACAACAUUUCCAUGUCUCGAUUCAUUUCGUACAAUAAAAUUAUCGUUUAAUCAAUUAACAUCAGUCAAUAUGAAAAAUGGUAAUUUGAAAAACUUAACUUCACUUGAUCUUUCAUCAAAUAAACUUACAUCAUUACCAUAUUCUAUACUUAAUCCUACACCAACAUCAUUACGUUAUCUUGAUUUACGAAAUAAUUCUAUAAAUUAUCUUGAUCUUUUUAUUUAUACACUAAAAAAUAUUACAAUUAAUCUUGAUAAUAAUCCUAUUAAUAGUUCAAAUAUUAUCAAUCCUCAAAAUGUAACAUUAGGAAAUAAUGAUACUUCAACAGUGAAUAUCACGUUUCCUGGAACUGUAAAAAAUAGUACAACUCCUAUUACAGACGAAAUAGCAUUAACUUAUGGUAUAUGUCAAAAUUUUCAAUCAUUACGAAACUAUCUUCUUAAACUUCAAUCAACAGUUAGUCAUGUUGUACUUGUAUGUACAUGUGUAUCAAUAAAUUUAAAACAAAUAUAUCAACAAAAUGGAUAUAAUAUUACAAAUGAUUUUCAGUGUUCAACUGCAGGUGACGAAGAAACUUUUUACGCAUUAAACAUGACUUCUUGUUCAAAUGUUACCGAUUUUAAAUCAGGAUUAUGCGCUGAGCCACCUCCAACUACAGUUGCUCCACCUCUUCAAUCAAAUAAUAAUGAUUCCAAUUCGAGUCGUACCGCAUUAAUUAUUGGCCUGGUUGUUGGAUUAGGUUGUUCCCUUUUACUAGUUGUUGCUAUUCUAGUUGUAAUUUACAUUGUAAAAGCUAAAGGUGCAGUAUCAGGAGUGACAAAACGUGUUGAUCGAGCUCCUGUUACUAGUCAAGCACCUGAAGAUUCUCUCCAAUCUCGUGUACAAUCUAGAAGUUUUCGAUCAGUAAAAUUAGCACCAAUCAUUCAUAAAUCAGCUCCAUUACCUGCAACACCUGUUGCAGCUGUUAUACCUACUACAGCUUCUACAACGGCAUCUCAUACAAAUACUAAAUUACGUUCGUCAUCAAAAGGAAUUUCACUUCGACUUGAUUCUAUCAGAAGUAUUAUUAUGUUGAAUAUUAUGGAUAUUGUUGAAUCAACAUUAGCUACAACUAUAUCUAAUAAUUCAAACAAUAAGUAUUGUGUAGAAAGAUUUUCAAUAACAAGAUGUUAUUUGUUUGGUAUUAUUUGUAUGUUGGCUUAUCUCUUUUUAGCAUUUUCUCUUUUACCUCAAAUUAUUCAUCUAUUUCAUUAUCGUACACGAUAUAUAGCUGGUAUUAGUUAUAUAUGGAUUAUAAUUCGAACAUUGGCUUUAAUUUUCUUAAUAAUAGAGGAUGCUUUUAAAUGGACAUCGAUAUUGAAAUUAAUUGCAUUGAUAUCAACAAUUAUAAUUUUUUUACAAAUCAUUAUAUUUUCAAAUAAUCUUCAUCGACAAAAUAAAAUUAUUUUAAUUUUUAUUAGUUUAUGCAUAUGGAUUAUUGGUUUAAGUUUUAUAAUUUUCUUUGGAAAACAAAAAGAUUUGUUUAUAAAUAUUGGUUAUAUUUUACUUGCUAUACAAAUAUUACCACAAGUUUUACUUAAUUCAUUAUUAAGAACAACGAAAGCUUUAUCAAAAUUUUCAAUAAUUUUUUUAGUGAUAAGUGAUGGACUUUUAUUUUCUAUUGCUCGUACAAAUCAUUCUCAAUUAUUGAAAUUUAUUGCAAUCUAUUAUUCAUUUUCAUGUUUCUUAUUUAUUUUUCAACAAACUAUGAUCUAUAAAGAUAAACAUAUACAUUUAAUAUCUCGUUCAGCACAUGCUAUUCAUACACCAGGUGUUGAUAUAUUUACAGGACUUGAUAUUAAUGGAGUACAAAGUACAGGACAAGAUCCACAAAUGUUUUCAAUUGAAGAUUUCGAACCAAUGGAUGGAAUGAAUGCUGUUUAUCUACCAGUUACAACAAAUGAAUCAUCAAAACAAAUAGUUCAACAAACAUCAAUAGAAAAAUAUGUUUGGUAUGCAAAACUUGGAUGUAUUUUUACUAUUGAAACUAUUGUUACAAUGAUACUUUUCUAUUAUGUUUCGUCUUUAUGGAUAAUAUUUGUUCCUAUUUCUAUUCUUGUCAUCGUUUGUAUCUUCUUUUUAUUACGUACUAGAUUAAGUUCUUCACAAACAGAAAAUUUGAAAAAAAUUUUGUAA
Rotaria sp. Silwood1 is the source of this 3477-nucleotide messenger RNA. The record is from the annotation of a GenBank genome assembly. NCBI's taxonomy places the organism in Eukaryota, Metazoa, Rotifera, Eurotatoria, Philodinida, Philodinidae.